AUGGAUUUGUUGGGGGAUAUUGUCGAGAGAGAUACAGAUUUGUCAGAUGAUGAGCUGUCAAAGAGCCCUGUGUCUAAUAAGAAUGGAUUUCCAGAGCUUUAUAAACCAAAGAAAAUCUCUUCAUGGAAACAACGUCUGAGAGAGAAGAAGCCUGAACCAGCGGCCAGGAAAUCGGAGGCACAAACUAUACAUGAUGAGAAUUUGCAGAGUAUGGAAAAGAUGUCAAAUGAAGAAAUUUUGAGAGAGAAGCAAGAGCUUAUGGAAACCUUGGAUCCUAAACUUUUGCAUCAGUUAAUACGCAACAUCAACAAGAGGUCCAAAGGUGGGCCCCUUUUCGCUGAAAUCGAAGGUGCUUCUGGUACCUGGGUAGGUGGUACCAGUGAGAUGAAAGAUUUACCUUCGUUAAGCGAUGACCAGGUCGAUAGGGCUCUAGGUAUUGAACCAAUGGAAGCAGCGGAACAAGUAGAAUCCGAGCCAAGUGAGAGAGAUAUUGAGGAUGAGGAUGAUGUCGCUCCUCUGGAUUUCCAAAUCGCUCAAACAGUCGACCAUAUGACCAAUGAAGAGCUUCUGAAGGACGUUCAUUUUGUUACCCAUGAUCAUUGCCACGAUGAGCAGAAACUUGAUAUAAAUGAUCCUGAUUUCGACCAAAAAUUGCAUGACAAGUUCUUUCCAGAUUUACCCAAGGAUGUUGAGAAGUUACAGUGGAUGAAAGCUUCCCCAGAUGAAGAAAAGCCCACAGUUAUUGAAGAUGUUUCCCAUUGUAGGUUUGAUUUUAACGGUAAUUUAGUGCCACCUACCAGAGAGAUUACUUCUACGACACACUCGGCUCUACAUCAUCACUCGGAUGAUGCUCAUUUAGCAGGGUACACAAUACCGGAAUUGCAAAGACUUUCAAGAUCCACAUAUCCAGCUCAGAGAGCUAUUGCUGUACAAACUUUGGGCCGUAUCCUUUAUAAGCUCGGGAAACAAUCCUACUACCAACUGGUCCCCGAAGUGGAUCUGGAGACCUACCAAGAGGACGGAAGUACCAUCAAAGUGGUGGAAAAGAUUUACGGUAUGUUUUGGGAUCUUGUUCGGGAUUGUAGAAUACCGGAGUGUUUACAAGAUGCAGCUGACGAGAAAAAGACAAGUCAUUUAUCAACUAGAAAUUAUGCAUUAGAUGCGCUCUGGUUGUGGAAAAAAGGUGGUGGUGAUUUUAGAAAGAGUGACAAGUAG
This is a messenger RNA of Torulaspora delbrueckii, 1215 nucleotides long. It is a transcript of the gene RBA50, whose product is annotated as Rba50p. The record is from RefSeq and is a predicted model, not a curated record. NCBI's taxonomy places the organism in Eukaryota, Fungi, Ascomycota, Saccharomycetes, Saccharomycetales, Saccharomycetaceae. Bases 1 to 1215 code for a protein of 404 amino acids. Gene Ontology annotation, cellular component: nucleus. Gene Ontology annotation, biological process: transcription by RNA polymerase II. The transcript has a single exon.